Messenger RNA from Mus pahari (shrew mouse), 6048 nucleotides. It is a transcript of the gene Sez6l, whose product is annotated as seizure related 6 homolog like. The record is from RefSeq and is a predicted model, not a curated record. Bases 331 to 3222 code for a protein of 963 amino acids. Gene Ontology annotation, cellular component: neuronal cell body; endoplasmic reticulum. The transcript is spliced from 17 exons. NCBI's taxonomy places the organism in Eukaryota, Metazoa, Chordata, Mammalia, Rodentia, Muridae. Gene Ontology annotation, biological process: synapse maturation.
UCACUCGUCCAUCGCCCGCGCCCGGUGCAGCUCGGCCAGAGCCACGGCGGGCUGCGCGUCCGCCAGGAGCCGCUGCCCUAAUCCUACUGCCGGGAUCCCUCUGCCUGGAUCCCUCUAACUGAACCCCGCUGCACCAAUCCCUCUGUCUGUCUGGACCUCGGUCUGGGAUCAGGCUGCUUGGAGCCUUCUGUCCAUCUCUCUUUCUCUCCCUGGAUCGCACUGCCUGAUUCCGGCUGCUCUAAUCCUUCUGUCUGGACUCCGCCGCACGGAUCCCUCUGCCUGGACCGACCACACGGAUCUCUCUGCGCAGACCCCAGCUCCGUAGCUACGAUGUCCGUGGCACGGCCACAAGCCGCGGGACCGGACAGGAUCUCUCUGCUCCUUGUCGCCUUCCUUCUGGGGAGCCCCGCAGCAGCUCAGGCGGAAGAUGGUGGUCCAGAGGGAGAUAUACACCCUUCCACUGCCUACCUCCUGCCCUCUGCCUCGCUGGAGAGCAGCCUGGAAGAGGGGGUGACAUCAGCAGCCCCAGGUCCCCUGCCAUCCCGGGAAACACUGGAAGCUCUAGAAGAGUCCUUGCCCCCUGCACUCCCCGACGAGGCCAGUGUCCAGCACACCCCGACCCUCAGGAAGGGCCUUCCGUCCCUGAAGCAACUCAACUCGGCCCGGAGGCAGCUGAGGCCCCUGGCUACCCCGACAACUCUGCAGAGACUGGGAUCUCCUGCCUCAGCCACCACGAAGCCUCGUGAGCCUGGAGACCCCGAGCAGCCCACGGCACCUGCGCCACUGCAGAUCGCGCCCUUCACGGCAUUGGCGACCACACUCCCGCACAGCCCGCAGCCCGCUCAGGCCCCCGACGACAGCAGCCCCGGUAGCCCUCUGGACAAAGGGGACAAUGAGCUGACCGGGUCCGCCUCCGAGGAGAACCAGGAGACCACCACAUCCACCAUCGUCACUACCACCAUCAUCACCACGGAGCAGGCCCCAGCUCUCUGUGGUGUGAGCUUCUCCGACCCCGAGGGAUACAUUGACUCAAGCGAUUUCCCUCCGCAGCCCUACAGCAGCUUCCUGGAGUGCACUUACAAUGUGACAGUCUACACUGGCUACGGGGUGGAACUGCAGGUGAAGAGUGUCAACCUCUCCGAAGGGGAGCUGCUCUCCAUCCGAGGAGUGGACGGUCCCACCCUGACAGUCCUGGCCAACCAGACUCUCCUGGUGGAGGGCCAGGUGAUCCGCAGCCCCACCAACACCAUCUCUGUCUACUUCCGGACCUUCCAGGAUGAUGGCCUCGGGACCUUCCAGCUACAUUACCAGGCCUUCAUGCUGAGCUGCCCCUUUCCCCGGAGGCCCGAUGCAGGAGACGUCACGGUGAUGGAUCUGCACUCGGGCGGGGUGGCCCACUUCCACUGCCACCUGGGUUAUGAGCUACAGGGAGCCAAGACGCUGACCUGCAUCAAUGCCUCCAAACCGCACUGGAGCAGCCAGGAGCCUGUCUGCUCAGCCCCAUGUGGAGGAGCAGUGCACAAUGCCACCAUCGGCCGAGUUCUCUCCCCCAGUUACCCGGGAACCGCCAAUGGCAGCCAGCUCUGCGUGUGGACCAUAGAGGCUCCAGAGGGUCAGAAGCUUCACCUGCAUCUUGAAAGGCUGCUACUGCAUGAGAAAGACAGGAUGAUUGUCUACAGUGGACGAACAAACACGUCGGCCCUCCUGUACGACUCUCUCCGAACAGAGAGUGUGCCAUUCGAGGGCCUGCUGAGCGAGGGUAGCAGUAUCCGCAUCGAGUUCACAUCUGACCAGGGCCAGGCAGCCUCUGCCUUCAACAUCCGCUUUGAGGCCUUUGAGAAAGGUCACUGCUAUGAACCCUACAUCCAAAACGGGAACUUCACCACAUCGGACCCCACCUACAACAUCGGUACCAUUGUGGAGUUCACCUGCGACCCCGGCCACUCCCUGGAACAGGGCCCGGCUGUCAUCGAGUGCGUCAAUGUGCGUGACCCAUACUGGAAUGACACGGAGCCUCUAUGCAGAGCCAUGUGUGGCGGGGAGCUCUCUGCUGUGGCAGGGGUGGUGCUCUCUCCAAACUGGCCAGAGCCCUAUGCAGAAGGUGAAGACUGUGUGUGGAAGAUCCACGUUGGGGAGGAGAAGCGGAUCUUCCUGGACAUUCAGUUCCUGAACCUGAGCAACAGCGACAUCCUGACCAUCUAUGAUGGCGACGAGGUUGUGCCCCACGUCCUGGGCCAGUACUUUGGCCACAGCAGCCCUCAGAAGCUAUACUCCUCCACACCGGACCUCACCAUCCAGUUCCACUCUGACCCUGCCGGCCUCAUCUUUGGCAAGGGCCAGGGAUUUAUCAUGAACUAUAUAGAGGUGUCACGGAACGACUCCUGCUCAGACUUGCCUGAAAUUCAGAACGGCUGGAAAACCACUUCCCACACAGAGCUGGUCAGGGGAGCCCGGAUCACGUACCAGUGCGACCCUGGCUAUGACAUCGUGGGGAGCGACACCCUCACCUGCCAGUGGGACCUCAGUUGGAGCAGCGACCCCCCGUUUUGUGAAAAAAUUAUGUACUGUACUGACCCCGGGGAAGUGGAACACUCCACCCGGCUCAUCUCAGACCCUGUGCUGCUAGUGGGCACCACCAUCCAGUACACCUGUAGCCCUGGCUUUGUGCUUGAAGGGAGCUCGCUUCUCACCUGCUACAGCCGUGAGACGGGAACUCCCAUCUGGACAUCUCGCCUGCCCCACUGUGUCUCUGAGGAGUCCCUGGCGUGUGACAACCCAGGACUGCCUGAGAACGGGUACCAGAUCCUGUACAAGCGUCUCUACCUGCCCGGAGAGUCCCUCACCUUCAUGUGCUAUGAGGGCUUUGAGCUCAUGGGCGAAGUGACCAUCCGGUGCAUUCUGGGACAGCCGUCCCAUUGGAGCGGGCCCCUGCCCAUCUGUAAAGUUAACCAAGACAGUUUCGAACACGCGUUGGAAGCAGAAGCGGCAGCAGAGUCCUCACUGGAAGGCGGGAACAUGGCGCUGGCCAUCUUCAUUCCAGUCCUUCUCAUCUCCUUGCUACUGGGAGGAGCCUACAUCUACGUCACGAGGUGCCGACAAUACUCCAGCCUCCGCCUGCCCCUCAUGUACUCCCACCCCUACAGCCAGAUCACCGUGGAGACUGAGUUCGACAAUCCCAUCUAUGAGACUGGGGAAACGAGAGAGUACGAAGUUUCCAUCUAACAAGAGCUGCCCUGGAAAGAGGGACUUCAGACACAGACAGACAGUCAGACAGACAGACAGACAGACCAAACAGACAUGAACUGUCAGGACCUCCUCAGACAUUCAUCAGAGACCCUGUGGCGUUGGGUCGCAGCCCAGCGUGGCCGCCAUCUUUCCGCUACACUGUUUCUUCGCUGUACUUAACUAUAUUUAAAAUUGAAGGCUUUGACACCGGUGAGUUUGGUACACUGAGGCUGCAGCCAAGGUCACACGACGUCCUCCGUUCCCAAAGCAGGCAGAGUGACAAACCACAGGUCAAGUUGGAUCAGCAGUGCCAGGCUUGGGCCAUGCCCAUCCUGCAUGGUCUUCGGCAACACACCACAGCGCGCUUGGUACAAUCAGAAGCCCCAGGGUUGUCGGAGUGUGUCUUGCAGAGUUGCUUUGGAGUGGAAUUUAGCCUGAGUACUUCAAGCCCAUGUUUCCCCCCAAAAACAAAUUCUGUGUCCUCUUUUCCAAUUAAAAAAAAUUCCGAUUUUAAAAAUUCCUCUAAAAGGUCUUUACCCUAUCUUCUCCUUCCUGUGGCCUUCCAAAGGCAGCAAAGAUUUUCCCAGAAUUCCCUGGGCCCAAAGGAAUGAGGAUAAGAUGAGCAGGCAGGCCCUUUCUUAAAAGGUGAUAAGCCCAGAGCACUGUCAGGGAUGAAACAGGGAUCCUGAGGAAGGGGACUUCAAAGAGGGAUGGAUACUGGAUGAGCUCUGUACUGGAACCCACCAAGCUGGCAGGGACAUCCUGAGACUAGGGUCAUAAAUCCACAGGCAGCUUGGACUACAGAGUCACCAGGUCUGCGGGGAGGGAGGGAUACGUCCUGACCUGAAAGCCAAGAAUCUGCUCUGAUUCCCACCUGGGCUCCUAGUCUGUCCUUUGACAUAGCCAUGAGAGACACUGCCUCCAGAUCUUGUUUCUCACAAACUCCCUGGAAGGGGAGGUGCUGAGAAAGAGAGAGGCCCCUCCCUGGCCUCUCAGUCUCUGGGGGAGCGGGGCUGAGGGGGUGGGGAGGUGGCAUCAGUACCCAAGCAGAUUCCCUGUGGGCAGAGCAUGGUAGAAAUCACAGGAUUAACAAGGCACAAGGUCCAGCCUGAAUGUCAGUAAAAACAAAAUAUUUCCCGACAGCAGACCCUCCCAGCCUUCAGUGACUGCUCCUUCAUCAGAGGCUGCAACCCUCCAAAAGACUAUUUCCUAAGUCCAGUCCUUUAAGAAAGGUGUCAGGGUUAGAUGCUGGAGGAGACAGCAGGCAUGGGGGGAGUGAUCACUUGAGGAUCAUGUUGUGCUCAGCAGCCAGGCAUGUGGGAACUCCGUCUAGAGGAUCCUCUCUGUGUUUUCCUGUGCUAUCUGGGGUUUCAAAGAAGAGAAAGCGCUUUCUGGCUGCAGGGCUAUAGGGAGAUUACAUCUUCUCAGCCCUCAUCCUAGCAAGAAUAGACUCAUCUUCCUCCAGGAAGCCCCCUGCGUGCAUGUGCCUGACCACUAUGACCAGGGGGAUUUCUGGUCACCCAGCUCAUCCACCCACAGAGGAACGAGAGGAGAAACUGUACAGGCUCUAAGGAGCAGGGGGCCACAUGGGGAAAGACCUACUAUGAGUAGUGUGGCCUUUCUCCCAGAGGCAGAACCUAUUCUUGAUGCUUCCAACCCUAACCCUGGGUCACCUGCAAAUUCUGUCUAUGGUGUUUGAUUUUAGUCCACUGUAUGCCCCUAAGUGGAAACUACACACUUGCCUUCUAUAAAGGCUGUGUGUGGCCCUUCUAACACUGCUCCCUAAAGCUGACCAGGUCAUGCCCAGGUCAUCUCUUGACUAUUGGGUGGGGGUGGGGGUGUAAAAAUGUUGAUUUUUUUUUUUACAGGAGACCAAUAUCUCAGUUCUGACUUAGUGGUACAGUUGGUGUGGCUGUGUUUUAAAAUGUUGUUCUAGCCUAGAGGUGGAUCGUGCGAGCUCACAAUGUACAAUGACUGAAAGGACAUGUGUCUUUUUUUUUUUUUAAUACCUGUGUAUUUGUAACAUGUAAAGUUUUGAUUAAAAAUGAUAAUGAUGAUGUUACCAGUGCCGAAUUAUCAGAUGCCAGUCCCAAGGCAUUUCAUGACGGUCCAUCCCUGUCUGUUUUUACAAGAUGGAAAUUUGAACCCAUCAGGAUUAAAUAGUUUUCGAACGGGAUACACUCGUGAGCCCUCCCACAAGCAGCUCCCUGUUCUGACGUCAGUGGGAACACGUGUUUCGGAACGUGCGCAUCCUUCACACUGAUUGGCACAGGCAGCACGGUCAACACGCACAGCUCCUCCCCCUUCUGCUCAGAGCUCAUCUUCCCCCUUAGCUUGCCUUUUGGUAGACUCAUUUUGCCAACAUAAAAUAUUCUGACCUCUGCCUGGGGGGCCAUCUUUCUAAGUGAUCACAGCCUGAGCCUUUGAAGCCAGCUCUUUGGAGAACUUACAAACCUCAGGGGACAACUCUGGAAAUCCACACACAGCCCUGGAGAAGGAGAAAGGGUUUCGCCUGAAUGGGCACCCUGGGGACUCCGACGAACCAAUGGGUAGCUUCAGGAACCGUAGGCAAAAAGACCUCUUCCUUUGGUGGUGACCUUCCUGUGUCUUUGAUGAGGCCCGGUGAGAUGGCACUCCAGGCCCAGUCUUGUGCAGCACUCGGCACCCACAAAAAAACGUGCGUCUUCUGGGACGCUUGCUCUUUCAUUUAUCAUCAAACGGAAUUUAAAAAAUGGCAAACUUUCUAAGCUAGAAAAAAAAAUGAAAUGAAAUCAUUUUCCACUUUGUAUAUAUUGCUGCUAAUAAAACAGUUGUAAAAGAUGU